Acaromyces ingoldii is the source of this 2815-nucleotide messenger RNA. Its product is annotated as DAO-domain-containing protein. Bases 97 to 2670 code for a protein of 857 amino acids. The transcript is spliced from 4 exons. The record is from RefSeq and is a predicted model, not a curated record. NCBI's taxonomy places the organism in Eukaryota, Fungi, Basidiomycota, Exobasidiomycetes, Exobasidiales, Cryptobasidiaceae. Gene Ontology annotation, cellular component: mitochondrion; glycerol-3-phosphate dehydrogenase (FAD) complex. Gene Ontology annotation, biological process: glycerol-3-phosphate metabolic process. Gene Ontology annotation, molecular function: calcium ion binding; glycerol-3-phosphate dehydrogenase (quinone) activity.
UCUCCUCUUUGCUCUCCACGCCCUUUUCCCCCCUUCCUGGCGGCAGUCCGUACCGAGACAAUGCUCAGACGCAAUGUCACGAGGCAGGUGGGCGCCAUGUCGCGAGGCGGCGUGGGUCCCACCAAUAUCCGCCUGGCCAGCAGCAGCGCUUCGUCGUCGUCUUCGUCGUCGUCGUCGCCGCGCAGCCGCUUCCUAACCACGGCCGCCAUCAUCGCAGGAGGUGGUGGUCUCCUCCUCUUUGGCAGCUCCAAGCUCUUUGCCGAGGAUCGCACCUACCAAAAGGCCGUCCUGGGUGAUGUCCGUCCCCACCCUCUCUGGACCCCACCGACCCGAGCGCAAAUGAUUGCAGCACUCAAGGUGUCGAGCGGGAAGAGCCUCCGACCGCAGGCCUCGCGCAUUCAACAGGACAACUCGGCCCUGCAGAAGCCUCAGCGCGAGAGCGGCAGCUCAGCCCCAAGUCCCGCGGCCAAGAGCGAUGCGGGAGAUGAGCGAGUCAUGCGCGACGGUGAUGAGGACGGCGACGGCUUCGAUCUUCUCAUCGUGGGUGGUGGCGCGACGGGCGCCGGUGUCGCAGUCGAUGCUGCUACGAGGGGCCUCUCGGUGGCCAUGGUGGAAAAGGAUGACUUUGGCGCAGGAACCUCGUCCAAGUCGACCAAGCUCAUCCAUGGAGGUGUGCGCUACCUGCAGAAGGCCGUCUUCGAGCUCGACUACGACCAGUACAAGAUGGUGCGGGAGGCGCUCCACGAGCGCAAGACGUUCCUGCACAUCGCGCCCUACCUGUCCGAGCACCUACCCAUCAUGCUCCCCGUCUACCGCUACUGGCAGAUUCCCUAUUACUUUGCCGGUACCAAGAUGUACGACUGGCUGGCUGGGUCCGAAAACAUGGAGUCGUCAUACUUCCUGGGCAAGGGCAAGGCUCUCGAGGCAUUCCCCAUGCUCAAGUCGACCGGCCUCGCGGGUGCCGUUGUCUACUACGAUGGGCAGCACAACGACACGAGGAUGAACAUUGCUCUGGCUCUCACGGCAGUCCACCAUGGUGCUGUUGCAGCGAACCACACGUCAGUCACUGCGCUGCACAAGAAGCAGGUCCCUGGUCGACCCGACCAGAUCUGCGGCGCCAGGCUUCGAGAUGAGCUGACGGGCGACGAGUGGGACGUCAAGUGCAAGGGUGUCAUCAAUGCCACGGGCCCCUUCAGCGACAGCCUGCGUAAGAUGGACGCACCCACCGCGCAAGAGAUUGUCGCACCCUCGUCUGGUGUUCACAUCACCCUGCCUGGCUACUACUCGCCCCGGGACAUGGGUCUGAUCGACCCCCAGACCUCAGAUGGCCGUGUCAUUUUCUUCCUCCCCUGGCAGGGCAACACCAUUGCCGGCACGACGGACACGGCGGCGCCCGUCGAGGCCCAUCCGCUUCCAAAGGAAGAGGAGAUCCAGUGGAUUCUCGACGAAGUUCGCAACUAUCUCAGUCCCGACAUCAAGGUCCGUCGAGGCGAUGUCCUCUCUGCCUGGAGCGGCCUGCGACCCCUGGUCAAGGACCCAGCUGCCAAGGAUACGCAGAGCCUGGUGCGAAACCACAUGAUCAACGUGAGCGAGAGCGGCCUUUUGACGAUUGCUGGCGGCAAAUGGACGACAUACCGUGAGAUGGCCGAACAGACCGUCGACAAGGCCAUCGAGACGUUCAAGCUUCAGCCGCUGCGGGGCUGCGUGACCAAGCAGACGAGACUCCUGGGCAGUCACGGGUGGAGCAAGACGAUGUACGUCAAGCUUCUUCAGCGCUUCGGUCUCGAGACGGACGUGGCCAAGCAUCUUUCCGCCACCUAUGGUGAUCGCGCCUGGUCCGUGUGCUCCAUCGCCGAGCCAACGGGCAAGCGAUGGCCAGUGCACGGCAAGCGCCUCGACGAAUUAUACCCCUACAUCGAGGCAGAAGUCCGCUAUGCUUGCCGCUCCGAGUAUGCCGCCACGACGCCUGACUUUAUCGCACGAAGGACACGUUUCUCGUUCCUCAACACCGAGGCAACUGUCCAGGCCCUGCCCCGCAUCAUCGAGAUCAUGGCAUCGGAGCUCGACUGGGACGAGAAGAGGCAGAACGCAGAGUUUGCAAGAGGCAUCGAGUUCUUGGGCUCGAUGGGCCUGCAGCCCGGCCGCCUUGCCCAGCUGAAGCAAGUGAGCCUCAGUGAGAUGCGAAAGAUGAUCAAGGAGGGAGCCAGGUCCUCGAUCCCCCACCUUGGGCAGGCCUCGCUCGAUGAGCGGGAUGCGAAUGCGACGAUCGUCUCGCGAGCUCAAUUUACGAGCGAGGAGAUGACGCAACUACGCUCCAAAUUCGAUCAGCUUGACGCCAACGCCGACGGCAAGGUCGACGUCACGGACCUGAAGGAGAUUCUCACGCGCAUGGGCUAUCAGAACAUCGAUGACUCGACCGUUGCCGGCAUCAUCUCUGAAGUCGACAUCUCCAAGACUUCGUCUUUGCAUUUCGAAGACUUCCUCGACGUUUGUGCGGCGCUCAAGGAUGUGCGACUCGAAAAUGCGUUCACAGACAUCGUCAAAGAGGUCGAGGAAGGAGGCUUCCCGAAAAGGAACAGUGACCCCUUGGGGCCAGCCGCGCAAGAAAGAAGCGCUAGGAGAGACGAAAGGAGAAAGAUCCCCGCAGAGAGGAGCGGCGGCGGUUGGUAGGACCGGAGCCGAACUUUCUAUUCAAGAAUCUAAGUCGAGCUUGUCAAUAAUGUGACCUGGGGAGCCUGAUGGAAUCGCAUUUGACCGCUUCUGUGUCUGUUACGCCCAAAGAUAGCAUUGUUGAGCAGGGAGGUACAGACAGAUU